CGUGCCCCUGGCAGCUACCAUGGACAGGACCGCCGUGGCGAAGAUGGGAGCGGUGGCCAGCGCCAGCGUGUGCGCCCUGGUCGGCGGGGUGGUGCUGGCCCAGUACAUCUUCACCAUGAAGAAGAAGACGGCCUGUAUGCAAGCCCUGCGUCUCUGGACUCUGCUUGCCACCUAUGCUGUUGCAGUAGGACAAAAUCAAGGACAGAAGAAUCAGGAGUGCCCUAAGCUCAACGCACAGAUGCCAGAAUUUCAGAAGAAGACUGUCCAUAUUAAGGACCCAGGGAGAGUAGAGGAGAUUAUUUGUGGCCUCAUCAAAGGUGGAGCUGCCAAACUUCAGAUUAUUACAGAUUUUGAUAUGACAUUAAGUAGAUUUUCCUACAAUGGAAAAAGAUGUCCAACUUGUCAUAACAUCAUUGAUAACUCUAAGCUCAUCACAGAGGAAUGUCGGAAAAAGUUAUUGCAGCUGAAAGAAACCUAUUAUGCUAUUGAAAUUGAUCCAGCUCUCACUAUUGAAGAAAAAUAUCCAUAUAUGGUAGAAUGGUACAAUAAAUCUCAUGCACUACUCAUUGAACAAGGCUUACAAAAGGAUAAGUUUGCAGAAAUCGUGAGGGAAUCUGAUGUUAUGCUGAAAGAAGGAUAUGAGAAUUUCUUUGAUAAGCUCAGUGAACAUAAUAUUCCUGUAUUCAUAUUUUCUGCUGGGAUUGGGGACAUUCUUGAGGAAGUUAUCCACCAGGCUGGGGUCUACCAUUCUAAUGUCAAAGUGGUUUCCAAUUUCAUGGAUUUUGAUGAAAAUGGAAUAUUAAAAGGAUUUAAAGGAGAAUUGAUUCAUGUUUACAACAAACAUGAUGGUGCCUUGAAGAAUACCGAGUACUUCAAACAACUAAAAGACAACAGUAAUAUCAUACUGCUGGGCGAUUCCCAAGGAGACUUGAGUAUGGCAGAUGGAGUAGCAAAUGUUGAACACAUUCUUAAGAUCGGCUAUCUCAACGAUAAAGUAGAUGAGCUUUUGGAAAAAUAUAUGGACUCUUAUGAUAUUGUCUUGGUGAAAGAUGAAUCCCUGGAAGUUGCCAACUCCAUCCUACAGAAAAUCCUGUAAAUUGCAGUCUCAAGUCACUCCGUUCCUUCCAGGAGGCAACUGGACAGAAGAGCACAUGUGUGCUAUCUUAGAUGUGUUUAUUACUCAUUUACAGAACUGUUUAAUUUAAUUUAAGACUUUUAUCUCCAUUUUGGUAUUUUGUCAACCAGACGCUCCUUUUACUGCUCUUAUGCUGUUCUUUAUUGUCUCACACUCCUAUUAUAAAUAGAUUUAAAUUGGAUUUAUAGAUGUGAUAAACUGCUGCUGAUGGGA
This is a messenger RNA of Gavia stellata (red-throated loon), 1348 nucleotides long. RefSeq names its product 5'-nucleotidase, cytosolic IIIA (gene NT5C3A). The transcript is spliced from 10 exons. The record is from RefSeq and is a predicted model, not a curated record. Lineage: Eukaryota; Metazoa; Chordata; Aves; Gaviiformes; Gaviidae. Gene Ontology annotation, cellular component: cytoplasm. Bases 20 to 1096 code for a protein of 358 amino acids. Gene Ontology annotation, molecular function: 5'-nucleotidase activity; magnesium ion binding.